UGGUCAUCAUGUCAUUAGUUUUAAUUUGAUUUUUUAAGAAAUUUUAAGAGUAUAAGCGGGAAAGGAGGGUGGUGUGGGCAUCAUGUCAUGCGAAAGUGAGUAACCUGCUCGAUUCGAACUUCAAAAUUGAGGAACAAGUUGUCACUCGGAAAAAUAACCCGAGGGCUAUGCGGGGUGGAAAGAGCCGUUGGCAUGACAUGUGCCAUAAUAGAAUAUUCAGCAUUUGUAUGAACUGUUCAACCUCGCUAUGUAGGUAUGCGAAUGAUGUGUAAACGAUCUCUUGCACACAGUCUUCAUAUCGCUUAAAUUAAUGAUUGCGCCAACGGCUAGCUGCGUUCUACGAAGAAGAACCGACCACCCUCACAAGGGGGGUAUUUUGGCCCUGGCGAAAAGGCUCUGCACUGGUUGGCAUUCCCUCCUGCCACCGCGGGUUGAGCCACAGUCACAAAUAUGACCAACUCGCCAAGGGAUCAGCUCAACACGGCCACUCCUACCGAUGAAGAGCAGUCGGAAAACAAGCUGUGUCCUGGCCAUGGGGUGGUGGUCGAUGACCUCCCGGGGGCGCACACUGACGACUACUUGAUCGCACUCACCCAAGUGGUCAGCCCUGGGAGAAUCACCCACAUAUCCAGAACUCAGGAAGGAGUGUGUGUGUUCCUGGACAGCGAAAUGGAGGCGGCCGGCAUAGUAGACGAAGGAGUUCUGGAGGUAGACGGUGUCCAUUUACGGUGCCGUCCAUACCGCGUGGGCUGUCACCGUGUCUGUCUAUCCAACUGCCUGCCCUUCCUGAGAGACGCUGACAUAAUCGCCGAACUGGAAAAAUUUGGACAGGCAAGAAAUCCACAGUACGAAAUCUCUAGGGGGCGCUCAUGAAUAGAGAAAAGUGUAGAGUACAUACUGGUCACUGGUCCUCCGUAACGGAAGGUGUUCCCACCACUGCUGGGGCAAGCCAUCCACUCGUCGGUACCGGAAUUCCACCAUAUUAAGUCUUUCACCAAGACGGCCACCAUGACAUUGAACGACGUCACCAUCCUGCCGGACGUCAUCGGUGUGCCUUUCGAGGCGGUCCGCGUCCCCGUUUUCGUCCGCGUCGAUAUGGGUCUGGACCACCAGGACGGCGACAAACUUGGAUGUCGCGAGGAGCCCGCACCACAUCACAAGGUCCGAUUCAUUCGAGUUAUCGCCUGCACAUGAAAGGCGUCACCGACUGGCUUUGGCCUCGAGCUUGACCCCAAUAACGCACUUCCGCCAGCAGGAGAGGGGCCCGUCUGCAGGCCCGCCUGGAGGCCUGCCGCCCCUUCCCCGGCUGCAUGUGCGGGCGCGGCCGGGGCCCGAGCAGCGCUGCAGCUUCCGCUCGCCCGUGGACUCGUUCCUCGCGCGGCACCCCGCCGUCGUCUUGGCGGCGAGCGCCGCGGCCAGCCCCAGGGCCAGCCCCCGCGGCUCCGCCACCAGCUGUGCGAGCGCCGCCAACACCGCGACGGCACCGGCCUCCAAAAGGCGCAAGGGCUCGCCGUACUUUGUGGUGAGCCGUCCGCCGCACCUCCCCCACGCGGGCCCCGGGGUGGGCCCACCCGGGUGGAACCUGUUGCCCGACUCCGCCGCGUCGUUCGUCAUCCUGGCGCCCCGCUGCAGAUGGGGGCCGAGCGGUCCGGGUCGCGGCCGCCGAGGUGCGGGGCCG
Frankliniella occidentalis (western flower thrips) is the source of this 1678-nucleotide messenger RNA. RefSeq lists its product as uncharacterized. NCBI's taxonomy places the organism in Eukaryota, Metazoa, Arthropoda, Insecta, Thysanoptera, Thripidae. The record is from RefSeq and is a predicted model, not a curated record. Bases 451 to 873 code for a protein of 140 amino acids. The transcript has 4 exons.